AUGGCUCCAACUUCGAUCGCGGAUCUCGUGUCCGCCCUCCCGGCGGACGACUCCUGGGGCCCCACCAGCUCCAGCGACAACAUGCUGAACGGUGUGCCCUACGCUCCCUUCUCAAAGGGCGACAAGUUGGGCCGCAUGGCCGACUGGACUGCCGAGUCCAAGGACCGUGAACGUCAAGGCCGUCAGCAGUACAACCGUAACUUCAGAGGUGAGAAUCAACCUACCCCAAAUACUUUGACAGCCUCUCCCUUCGAAAGCUGGAGGGAUGCUCAAUCACAAAGAACCCAUAAUGACUUUUUUGUCGGUACAGACCAGCAGGUCUACGGUGCUGGCUCCGGCAGUCUCUUCACUGUUGCCGCUGCCGAGGACGAGUCCUCCUUCUCCGUUGUCGACAACACCCGUACAUCGACCAAGCGCACCUUCGGUCGUGGCGGUGGUACCGUUUUCCGUGGACGUGGUGGCCAGCGCGGUGGUAUGGCUCAGCGUGGUGGACGUGGUGCGUUCCAGCGCGCCGGUGGUGGCCGUGGCAAUGACCGCUUCUACGACAACCGCGGUGGCGGCCGUGGUCGUGGCCGUCGCUUCGGCUGGAAGGACUAUGACAAGCCCCAGCGCACCCGUGAGCCCUCUGUCAACGUGCGCCCCGAGUGGCAGAUGCUGGAGGAGGUUGAUUUCAGCCGUCUGUCCAAGCUGAACCUCGAGGCUCCUGAGGGCGAAGACCUCGACACCUACGGUUUCCUGUACUACUACGACCGCUCGUAUGACAAGCCUCCCGUCAAGAACGCCGAGCGCCGAAUCCAGGCCCUCGACCGUGCCGCCUAUAACGUGACCACUUCCCAGGACCCUGUCAUCCACCAGCUUGCCGAGAAGAACGCUGCCACCGUUUUCGCUACCUCCGACAUCCUUUCCAUGCUCAUGUGCGCUACCCGCUCCGUCUACUCUUGGGAUAUUGUGAUCGUCCACCAGGGCGACAAGAUCUACCUUGACAAGCGCAACGGUGCCUCUCUUGACCUUGUUACCGUCAACGAGAACGCCUACGAUGCUCCUCUCGAGGUCGCCGAGGCCUCUGGCAAGCAGGAGCAGAUCAACACCCCCUCUGCUCUCGCCAUGGAAGCCACCUUCAUCAACCACAACUUCGCUCUGCAGACCGUGACCGAGUCUCCCCAGGCUAAGGUCGCCUUCGCUCAGCCCAACCCCUUCUACAACGAGGCUGAGGAGACUGAGCCCCUGGCCUCCAAGGGUUACAAGUACCGCCGCUUCGACAUUGGUCUGGAGCGUGACGACGAGCCCCUCCAGAUGGUUGUUCGGACUGAGGUCGACGCUGUCAUGAAGAACCCCACCGGUGGCCUCGACCAGCAGCUGAUUGUCAAGGCUCUGAACGAGUUCGACAGCAAGGCUCCCGGCUCCGGCAACGCCCUGGACUGGCGCUCCAAGCUCGCCUCCCAGCGUGGUGCCGUUCUGGCUACUGAGAUGAAGAACAACUCCUGCAAGCUUGCUCGCUGGACUACCCAGGCUAUUCUGGCCAAGGCUGACGGCAUGAAGCUCGGUUUCGUGUCUCGCGCCAACCCCCGCUCUGCCGCUGGUCACGUCGUUCUCGGCGUUGUUGGCUACAAGCCUAAGGAGUUCGCUACUCAGAUGAACUUAAAUCUCAGUAACGGCUGGGGUAUUGUCCGUACUAUCGUUGACCGCAUCCGUGCUCUUGAUGCCGAUGAGCCCGCCGAUGCUGUGAAGAAGUACGUCCUGAUCAAGGACCCCAACAAGUCUGUUCUGCGCCUGUACAGCGUUCCUGCCACUACUUUCGAUGAGGAUGAGGAGGCUGAGCUCGAGCAGGAGGAGGACAAGGGUGAUGAGUCUGACGAGUAG
Messenger RNA from Penicillium argentinense, 1860 nucleotides. Its product is annotated as eukaryotic translation initiation factor 3 subunit D. Gene Ontology annotation, biological process: translational initiation. Gene Ontology annotation, molecular function: translation initiation factor activity. The coding region runs from base 1 to 1860 and encodes 619 amino acids. The transcript has a single exon. Gene Ontology annotation, cellular component: cytoplasm; eukaryotic translation initiation factor 3 complex. The record is from RefSeq and is a predicted model, not a curated record. Lineage: Eukaryota; Fungi; Ascomycota; Eurotiomycetes; Eurotiales; Aspergillaceae.